Molecule: messenger RNA, 390 nt
Organism: Plasmopara halstedii
Lineage: Eukaryota; Oomycota; Peronosporomycetes; Peronosporales; Peronosporaceae
Exons: 1
Coding region: 155-340 (61 amino acids)
Source: RefSeq, a predicted model, not a curated record
CCACUGACUCUUCGACCUCUAGCUUCACGUCGACAAAUAAACUACAAAGCAUGAUGAGUACGGGCGCAAUAAAGAGAUAACCUCUUGAUACGUCGGUGUAUCCGUUCAUAGCUUCCAUAGCGUAUUUUAAGUACUUGAUCAAAACGUCGAAAGCAUGAUCGGGAAUCGGCUUGCGCUCCUGUACAUACCAUUCGUAGUCGAGCACACUCUUGACAUCGCUUUAUCGCACAUAGGAGUAUCCAGUCGACGAACCAUCCAUACCAAUUAUCUUCGCCUUCUUGUUCUUGUCGAGGAUUUUGUUAAAGUUCGCGUCAGCGCUUCAGUCAAUUUUUCACUGUGAGUUAUUAACGAGGACAGAGAGCUAUUGGCGACGUUUGACCUAUCGGAAAC